GUCCAGCUCUGACGACGGGUCAGGAGGUAAAUUUGAUGGAAAAAGAAAAAGCAAGUCUUUCUGGCAAAGUUUCCGUAAGUCACAGAAAGGACUGAUACGUCAAGUUUCCAAAGGUGAUGAUGUUGGCUUCAUGGCCAGUGAAAUAACUAUGGGUGAUGAAGAGCGUAUUCAGCUGAUGAUGAUGGUGAAAGAGAACAUGAUCUCUAUAGAGGAAGCUCUUGCUCGGCUGAAGGAGUUUGAGAUUCAAAACAAGCAAAGCUGCAGAUCUGGUCUGACAGAGUCUCCAGAGCCCUGUGGUUCCUCCACAAACAAGCAGUUCAGCUGUAAUCCCUGUGACCUGUCAGACAACGAAGAGGAAUCUGUCACAUUUAAAAGGCUCCACAAACUCGUCAGCUCCACUCGGAAAGUCAAGAAAAAACUGAUCAGAGUGGAUGAUGAGAAGAAGCCCGAAGUGGAAGUUUGUCCUGCAGACUCAUCAUCUCUGCAGAAACAACUCAGUCAUGACAAGGACCUAGACAGCCUCUCCACCUCCCCGUCAUCAAGCAGCUUGGACAUCUGCAUCAGCCAAAAUAUGUUCCAGACCUUCAGCAGGUCCAGCAGGAGUCCUGCUCAUCCAGAGACCCUUGGAGUUGAGGAGGUGAGGGAGGCAGGGCAGGACUCUGAAACAAAGGGUCACAUCAUCCAGGAAGCCAGAAUAGUGCGCUCAGUAACUGAUGGAGCACUACGGAGUCAGGUCCUGGGCUCACUUAGCCUCCAUGGGAGAGCCUGCAGCUUUGGAGGGUUUGACCUGACCAGUCGCUCAGUCUCUUCUGACACAGAUAAGACAAUCAAAGAUGGAGAGAGUGGUGUGAGAGAGCUGAGGUCUCUCCCGAUGUCACGGAUUUCUUUAGGCAAGAAAGUCAAGUCUGUGAGAGAAACUAUGAGAAAACACAUGUCCAAGAAAUAUCACUCUGAACAGUCAAGUCCAGACCGCUCGUGCAGCUGCCCCCCUUCGCCUCAGACCGACUCCAACUCUUUGGAGAAUCCCAAACUGAAGCCUGGAGGGUCUGUGGAAAGCCUGAGGAGCUCCCUCAGUGGUCAGAGUUCCAUGAGUGGUCAGACGGUGGGCACCACCGACUCCUCCAACAGCAACAGAGAGAGUGUGAAGUCAGAGGAUGGAGAGGAAGAUGAGGUUCCGUACCAUGGACCGUUCUGUGGACGGGCUCUGGUUCAUACUGAUUUUACUCCCAGUCCGUACGACACAGACUCCCUCAGACUGAAGAAUGGAGAUGUUAUUGACAUCAUCAGUAAGCCCCCCAUGGGGACGUGGAUGGGGAUGCUCAACGGUAAAGUCGGCACCUUUAAGUUCAUUUAUGUGGACGUCCUGAAUGAAGAAGUCAAACCUAAAAAGACCCAAAGAAGGAGAAAGGCCCGGCAACCCAAACCCACAUCUGUUGAAGAGCUACUUGAUCGCAUCAAUCUUAAAGAGCAUCUUCCCACCUUCCUGUUUAACGGCUACGAGGACCUGGAGACGUUCCAGCUGCUGGAGGAGGAGGACCUGGAUGAGCUGAACAUCACAGAUGGUCAGCACAGAGCGGUGCUGCUCACAGCUGUGGAGCUGCUGCAAGAGUAUGAUGGAAGGGACAAAAAGACAGCUGAACCCAGGAGCAGGACUUCUUCUGAGCAGAAGUCCAGUCGUGUCGCGUCCUCAGGACCCCCUGUCCUCCCCCUGCUCCUCACCUCCACCUCCUCCUGUGAGAGGAAACCCAAACUCCUGCCCUACACCCUCCCACCUCCUACACCCACACACAACUGUGUAUCAGCAGCUCCAAGUGAGGGUUCUGUUCGGAGCCUGAGCUGUGUGGAUCUAAGGAGCAGUCCGGCACCGGGUCUGCUGCGCUGCUCCUCCCUGAUGACUUUACACACAGAGCUGGAACCACACACACACACAGAGCUGGAACCACACGCACACACAGAGCUGGAACCACACGCACGUUCCACUUCAGUGGUUGAGUUCUGA
This is a messenger RNA of Austrofundulus limnaeus, 1999 nucleotides long. RefSeq names its product SAM and SH3 domain-containing protein 1. Lineage: Eukaryota; Metazoa; Chordata; Actinopteri; Cyprinodontiformes; Rivulidae. Gene Ontology annotation, molecular function: protein binding. The record is from RefSeq and is a predicted model, not a curated record.